AUGAUGGUAAUCGACACUAUUUUUAAAUUAAUUACUGAUAGUUUACUAAACUGCACUGAUCAUGCCGAUGCUUCUAAUAUUCAUGAAGUGCCAAGCGCCUAUGUCUAUUUGUCAAUUUGGCAAAUUUCAGAAAUCGAUUUGACAUUUAUGUCAACAUUAAUAUUGGCAACAUUAAUAAGUAUAACAACAGUUUUAUUAAGCGUAAUUCAUAUAAUAUAUAUAUUAUUUUAUGUAACAGAACGAUAUCGGAGAGCAUUUAUUCUUUAUCUUGCUGGCACGUCACCUUUUGUGUCAAUAUUUGCGAUAAUAUCGAUGUAUAUGCCGAGAAUAUGGUUUCUUGCACAUCUUCUUGGAUUUUUAUAUUUUUCAAUAGCUUUAUGGAUAAUAAUUCGUUUAUUAACGAAUAUCUUCGAAGGGCGUCAAAAAAUGAUUAAAAAAAUGAAAAUCGAAUGUUCAAAAAUCACCGUACAAACACCGCCAUUUUGUUGUGUAUUUCCUUGCCUUCCGAAAUUGGAAUUAGAGACGGGUAGAAUUCGUUUUUGUGAACUAAUGGUCUUUCAAGCACCAUGUAUUCGACUUAUUUGCACAAUUUUUAGUUUAAUUUUAUUUUUUGAAUAUCAUAAUGGAGCUAUUGUUGCAUUAAAAGUGCUCGAUUUCAUAUCUUUGCCAUCUUUAUUAAUUGGUAUCUAUGGAACUCAUAUCUUGGCAACUGCAGUAUCCAAAAUGGAUGAAUUAAUGCCAUAUCGAUAUAUAGUUGUUUUUCGGUUACUUGAUUUCUAUUUCAUGUUUUUCGGUAUUCAACAACCGAUUUUCGAUUUUCUUGCGCGAGCAGGAAUUUUUGGUUGUGGCACUGUGUUGCCACCACUGGAAACUGCUUUCUUUUGGAAAAACUUUUUAAUCGUAUUUGAAUCGUUUUUUGUUUCAUUAAUUUCAACAAUGCUUUUAAAGCCAUCUCGAAGUGCUUUAUUCGAUAAAUACCCAUCAUGUCGAAGUUCAUCAUCGUUAGCCACAAAAGAAAGUUCUACUUAA
This is a messenger RNA of Dracunculus medinensis (Guinea worm), 1029 nucleotides long. The record is from the annotation of a GenBank genome assembly. Lineage: Eukaryota; Metazoa; Nematoda; Chromadorea; Rhabditida; Dracunculidae.